Salvia splendens (bonfire salvia) is the source of this 2074-nucleotide messenger RNA. Its product is annotated as serine/threonine-protein kinase STY13. NCBI's taxonomy places the organism in Eukaryota, Viridiplantae, Streptophyta, Magnoliopsida, Lamiales, Lamiaceae. Gene Ontology annotation, molecular function: protein serine/threonine kinase activity; ATP binding. Gene Ontology annotation, biological process: protein phosphorylation. The record is from RefSeq and is a predicted model, not a curated record. The transcript has 6 exons. Bases 701 to 1804 code for a protein of 367 amino acids.
UUAUACUAAACGCAAUAUCUUCUCAACAAAAGGGCCGAAUCAAAAUUCGAAUUUGAUUUGAUUUAGUUGUAGUGGGAGUUAACUUUUUCCGGGAUUUCUAGAGAAUUCACAGUUUGGCCCCUUUUAGUUCUCUGAUUGCUUUUGUAUGCAUGUUUUCUGUGUGUAUAGAACAGUAGAUGCAACUAUAAGGCUUCGUUCCACCCCUUUUUUCCUUUGCUUUCACUUAGGGUUUCUUCUUUUCCCUUUAUUUUUCAUUUUCUUGACUAUUUUUGCUGAUAACUUAGGCUUCAGUUUCAAGCUGUAAUUUUUUUCUCCCUACGGGUUUCAAAGUUAAGAAUCAAUUUCUCUUUUUUCCAAUAAUUGAAAAGACUCAUCCUUUUAGGUAAAAAAGAGUAAUUUUUAGGGUGUUUUUCUGUUGAUGGGGGUAGAAAUCGGAUUGAUUUCGGUUUGAUUUUACUUGUAUUUUUUGUAGUGAUUGCUGAAUUUACACGACUUCAAUUGGAUACAGUGAUUGAUAUUCUUUUUUCCUUAUCUGCUAUGGGCUUAAAAGUGUAUGCUUUAGCUAAUCUUUUACUGAUAACUUGAGACUAGUAUUGGAGUUUUCUUGGAUUCUGAUUUGGGAGAUGAUGGUUUUUCUAAAGUAUAGAAUUGUGAGGUUAUGAUGAGGCUCUCGGGGAUAAUUUAGUAAUUUUGGGAAGUCAUGAGUUCCGGUGGGAAGAGCAGAGGAAAAAAAGAGGAGGAUGGGGGAAAUCAUGACAAGUCGAACUCAAGAUCCAUUGAAGGAGUUUCUUCUAAAGGAUCAUCAAUCAGUGCCUCAGUUGAAUUAUCUAUUGAUGAGAAAGUGCUUGUUGACCCCAAAUCCCUCUUUAUUGGAUCAAAAAUUGGUGAGGGAGCUCAUGGCAAAGUUUAUCAAGGAAGGUAUGGUGAUCGUAUUGUUGCUAUCAAAGUUCUUAACUGUGGUCAAACCUCAGAAGAGAGAAGUGUGCUUGAGAGUCGCUUUGUUCGGGAAGUGACAAUGAUGUCGAAAGUAAAACAUGAGAACCUUGUCAAGUUUAUUGGAGCUUGUAAGGAACCUUUAAUGGUGAUAGUUACUGAGUUAUUGCCGGGGAUGUCACUUCGGAAAUACCUAGGGAGUUUGCGUCCUAAGCAGUUGGAUUUGACAUUGGCAUUAAACUUUGCUCUGGACAUUGCUCGAGCCAUGGAUUGUUUACAUGCAAAUGGGAUUAUACAUAGAGACCUAAAACCCGACAAUUUGCUGCUUACAGCAGAUCAGAAGUCUGUGAAGCUUGCAGAUUUUGGUCUUGCCAGAGAAGAAACUGUCACUGAGAUGAUGACUGCAGAAACCGGGACUUAUCGCUGGAUGGCACCUGAGUUAUACAGUACUGUGACUCUUCGCCAGGGGGAGAAGAAGCACUACAAUAACAGAGUCGAUGUUUACAGUUUUGGCAUUGUCCUCUGGGAGCUGCUUACAAAUCGCAUGCCAUUUGAGGGAAUGUCAAAUUUGCAGGCUGCUUAUGCUGCUGCUUUCAAGCAAGAGAGGCCUAGUCUGCCAGACGACACUCCAGCAGAGCUCGCAUAUAUAAUCCAGUCGUGCUGGGUUGAAGAUCCUAACAUGCGACCUAGCUUCAGCCAGAUCAUCCGGAUGCUCCAUGAGUUCCUCUUCACACUGAAACCCCCCUCCUCGCCAUCUUCACCAGAGACCAAGAACGCUGCCAUCAUCGAGUUCUCUAGUCGAGCCAAAGGGAAAUUCGCUUUCCUUCGCCAACUUUUUGCCAACAAGAAGGCCCUCAACUCAUCAUCAUAGAAGUUAAAGAGGGUAUUUUUGCCUUGUUUUUUGCUGGAAAAAAAGGUAUCAACAAAUCUGAUGGUGAUUUUGGGAAAUUUACAAAAUCAAGUAGAAUGAUGAAAUUAGUAUAUUUCGUAGUAGAACCAUGUGUACAUCUAUAUAUAGACACUCUUUCCACUUGUGGAGAUUCUCAUAGAAAUGCAGACAAUUUACAUUACAUUGCAUCAUCAACUCUUGUUGUCACAAAUUUAUGUGAAUAAAAAGUGAAUAUUUUUCUAUUUUUUUCCA